AUGGUAGCACCAUAUCAAAAUAGUGCAAUUUCUAUAUUUGAAUUUUUCCCCACGAUAGCGGUUAAACAAUUUUGCAACUUUGUCAAAGUCUUCUUUAUCACCAUAUACGUCAACAUCAUGGAAGCAAGUUCAGAGCUUCCAAGGAUUACUAUUGGUAACAUAAACGACUCGAGCUUCUUAGAUGAUAAAUCCCCACAUCCCACACCAGUCAUUCCGCCUCGUUAUCAUCCAUUAAGAUCAACCAGUCUUGUACAUGAUAAGACAAUCAAUGAAUUCUAUUCCAAGCGACAAAUUUCCCUGGGUCCAUAUUUAUAUCCACCUCAACACAACACUCCCCUUGGGCUCACAAGUCCUACUUUUGGUCUUGGCACUGCUGCCGCUGACCCUUAUUUAUGUGUUAACCAAGCUGAACUUUAUCAAGCAUAUCCAGCUCCGUUUCAACCUCCAUUUUACAAUGUCAAGACUCCUAAUGUUCCAACCAGCGGUGGUGCUAGCGAUAAUAUCAACUCACUUAAUCCUAGAAAAGCCCCUAACAUGAAUUUUAGAGAGAAAAUUACUCGGUGGUUGGAAACAAUUUCGGAUACUAACGAAGUAAUCGUCAAUGAUACUUCGUUUUCCAGUUCCAACUCCGACGUUGAUAUCGAUAUUGAAGACUUGGAAGAUCGGUUACAGGCACAAGCUGAGAAAUUGACCCGGUUCGCUACGAGACAAUACCGGUAUGAUUCUGAACCAGUUGCACUUUUCGAAGGUGAGUAUGUUAACGAAGAAGAGGGAAGCGACUAUGCUGAUGAUAGCUACCAAGUUUUAAACUAUUAA
Molecule: messenger RNA, 816 nt
Organism: Spathaspora passalidarum NRRL Y-27907
Lineage: Eukaryota; Fungi; Ascomycota; Pichiomycetes; Serinales; Debaryomycetaceae
Exons: 1
Coding region: 1-816 (271 amino acids)
Source: RefSeq, a predicted model, not a curated record